Cryphonectria parasitica EP155 is the source of this 1766-nucleotide messenger RNA. RefSeq lists its product as uncharacterized. The record is from RefSeq and is a predicted model, not a curated record. Gene Ontology annotation, cellular component: trans-Golgi network. The transcript is spliced from 2 exons. Gene Ontology annotation, biological process: Golgi to plasma membrane protein transport. NCBI's taxonomy places the organism in Eukaryota, Fungi, Ascomycota, Sordariomycetes, Diaporthales, Cryphonectriaceae. The coding region runs from base 1 to 1563 and encodes 520 amino acids.
AUGUCGUCGCUGUUCACGGCACAGCUCCAUCCAGGGCGCGCUCUAGGUUUCCUGGUGCUUGGUGCGUCCCUCCACGAUAUCUUGACCCGACUCAAGGCCGAGCCACAGCGUUUCCCAAGGCUCGAGCUCGCCUACUCUCCCGAGAACCCAGUCAACGAACCUGUCACAGUGACACUACCUGCAAAUGGCAUCAGGAUACGCUUUGAUGGACCCGAGCAGCGCCUUCGCCUGAUAGAGGUCGUCGACUUUUCCAAAAAUCACAUCACCUUCAAGGAUCAGAACACCGAGCGCGACCUGGUCAAGCCCCCCGCCGAGCCUUCGACCGACGUAGGCGCCGCCGCCGAACCCACAUUCAAGCAUAUAUACCAGCGCUUUCUGGGCCCAACUUACGACGGCGAGUUCAUACCGGCCGCCGAUGGCCAAGACAUGGGUGUUUAUGUUCUGUCGUACCCCGGCGUCGCCUUCACAUUUCCUCUGUCUGGAUCGGCGUACACGCCCGACAAGGACGUCGUGACCUUGCUGUCUUCCUCGACACGGGCGGCCACCUCGAUGGCAGUCUUCAACGGAGACUCUUGGGCGCAGUCUCGGAAGACACUCUGGACUGAGGUUCUGCCCAGUGUCAAGACGUUCACACCUCUUGCCAAGGGCAAGGAUGUGUGUCCUGAUGAGAUCUCGCUAGUCAAGAUACACGGUGGCGGAAAGCUUCAGCUCUUCAAGAGAUGGACUACAAACUCCGUAUGGAUCUCACUGGGCGAGACAACGCCACAGGAACUUGUAGCCGAACUAGGGCCUCCUGACGCAAUCUACCGGAAGAACGACCAGCGCAUGUACAUUCACCAGAUAAGAACAGCCAGCAAUAGCCGAACACGGCCCGAUGGCGAUGAUCUCAGGCGGCAGGGUGACUCUACAGACACGGACCAGUCCUCAGCGCAUACAACGUCUGAGGACUCGAAUGAUGAUGAGGCGAUCGACGAUGACGUGGUUGCGAAUGUGUCGGGAGAGUGCUUCUACAACUACUUUUACCUCGGCUUUGAUUUGCUCGUCUCGACACCAGCGGCCCCGUCAGAGCCACCUCCCUCACAGGACCCAUCAACUCUCCCAGAGAAGAUGAUCAAAGUUGCGUCGCCAGAUCGCCUGGUUGCAACCAAGCUUAUACUCCAUGGAAAUGUGCCAGGGUCGUACCCAUUCAACCGACACAGACGUUGCAGAUGGGAGAUCUCCUAUCUCGACCACUCUUCGCCAGAAGCACCGAUCAACACGGAGACCAUCUUUACGGACAUCCAGAAGCACCUUCGGCAAGAAUGGCAACCCAUCUACUCCUCAGAGGCCGAAGCCAUCCAAAAGCAGAGAGGGAUGGUCCUCAAUCGCGGCUGGGGGGAUAGCCCUGGGAGCAGUAUUGAGUUUCUUGGCGGCUGGGAGGACAGUAGUGCCCACGUGGCGCCAGGUGUUGGCCCCAAGCGUGCUGACGGGACUGAAGACUCUACUACCACCUUGUACGGGUUCCCCGGUCUGGUCUUUGAGGUUCUCAAGAAUGGCUAUGUCAGCGCUGUCACUGUUUUUUGAUGACACUCUUGCAGGGAACCAAUAGUAAUGAGUUGAUACUUUUGCUGAAUUUUCCGAUCGGGUUCAUAGGUAUAGGAGUUUUGGGUGCAUUAGACAACGGUAAUCAGAGCUGGAUCGAGAACUCCCGGGCGUUCAAGGGCACUACUACGUGCGCCACGUUUUAUAGAAGCCUCCAAAGUAUUAUUAUUUAUUAUAAGCUUUUU